This is a messenger RNA of Eucalyptus grandis, 1033 nucleotides long. RefSeq names its product mitogen-activated protein kinase kinase 10. The transcript has a single exon. The record is from RefSeq and is a predicted model, not a curated record. Gene Ontology annotation, biological process: protein phosphorylation. Gene Ontology annotation, molecular function: ATP binding; protein serine/threonine kinase activity. NCBI's taxonomy places the organism in Eukaryota, Viridiplantae, Streptophyta, Magnoliopsida, Myrtales, Myrtaceae. Gene Ontology annotation, cellular component: cytoplasm. The coding region runs from base 35 to 1033 and encodes 332 amino acids.
GACAGAAAAAAACACUGGUCUUCCUGGAGUGUAAAUGACAUUGGUAAGAGAAAGAAGGCGCCAACAAGCAUUGAAGCUCUCCCUGCCUCCACAGAUACUCGCAGCUGAUCUUUGGCAACCUGCCAAGUUACCAGCAUUGUCCUUCGCCAUCCAGCCAGAGUCCCCUGAUGUUGAAAGCUUCUCUAAGUUAGAGAAACUGGCUGUUCUAGGCCACGGUAAUGAAGCUACUAUCUAUAAAGUCUGGCAUUGUCAAACAGCUUCAAUUUAUGCUCUGAAGGUCCUCCGUGUUGAUCAGCACACAACAGAUGUAUGGCAACAGGCAGGACAAGAAGCAGAAAUUCUUAAACGGGUAGACUCGCCACUGAUCGUUAAAUGUCAUGCAGUUCUGAACAGCGGGUGCAUCGACUCGGAUAAUGCAGGGGAACUAUACUUCCUAAUGGAGUACAUGGAAGGAGGGUCUCUACAAGAUAUAUUAUGUAUCCAUAGGAAAUUGCCCGAAGAGGCGAUUUCUAGAGUGGCGAGACGAGUUUUGGAGGGGCUAUGCUAUUUGCACAGUAUGAAAAUAGUGCAUAGGGAUAUUAAGCCAUCAAACUUGCUUAUAAACAGUAAAGGCGAGUUGAAGAUUGCAGAUUUCGGUGUGAGUCAGGUUGUAGCUAGUACUUGUGACCCUCAUGUUUCUUAUUUAGGGACAUGUGCUUAUAUGAGUCCUGAGAGGUUUGAUCCAGAAAGGUGGGACGGUGAAAAAGAAGGAGGGUUUGCAGGGGACGUUUGGUCUCUAGGAAUUGUCUUACUAGAAUGCCACGUGGGUCAUUUUCCCUUGAUAAGUCCAGGAGAGACACCAGAUUGGGCAACUCUAAUGUGUGCUAUUUGCUUUUCAGAUAGGUUGGAGAUUCCUGAAACGGCAUCACCAGAGUUCAAGAGUUUCGUUAGUAGGUGUCUGGAGAAGGAUUGGAGGGCUAGAGGGACAGUCGACGAGCUCCUCCGUCACCCUUUUGUGAACAAAAGCAGUGGUACAAAAGGGUGGUUUGGUUAG